UCUUGCGAAGCUCCGAAACCACAGUUUGUUGGCGCAGCAACAGUUGCGACUCUGUUGCAGUCGUGUCCUCACUGUCAAGCUCCCCGCGUGUGUCGUCGUCUUCGCCGCCUUGCUGUGGCAUGCUCAGACUACCCACAUGGAGAAGGGUCCGAGUUCGCCGGAGAGCGUGGUGCAACAUUAAGGAUACACUGCAAGCUAUCACAAGUAAAACUGCUUUCACUCUCAAAAAUCGUUUUUUUCUGCGUCGCUAGGUUAAUUAGCUAGUAAAUUAGGCUAGUUUACUAGCUAUUAAUGGAGAUCCUUUCCGGUCCUGCUGCUCCAGAAGGCUCCUCCAGGAGGCCAGAAUCUGAGAUCCAUCUUGCUGUACGAUCGUCGCGUGUCGUUAGCAUCGUUCCUAGCUAUGCAGGUAUGUUUUCCUAAGAAAAACAAGGAGAUGAUGUUAGCGAUGCUGGUGUGGUAAUAUGUCAAAGAUGCGCACGCGCACACCCUACCUUCCUCUAACAAGUGUGGAAAGGAAUUGCGACAAAGCAAAAGGAGGAGAUUGCAGCUAUGUCUGCAAAGAUCUUAUCUCUAGAAAAAGCAGCGACGGACUGGGAAAAGCUUGCGGCCUUAUCCUUCCAGAGCCUGCAAAGGCAAGACAAGGCGACUCGGAAUGUCAAAGAAGAUUUAGCAAAGCAAAAGAAGGCGUCUCUGAAGCUUCGGAAUGAUGCGGAUGCUGCAGAACAACGCGCGAUGACAUGCGAGAGGGAAUUGGAGAAGAAAGACGCUUAA
Messenger RNA from Amoebophrya sp. A25, 771 nucleotides. NCBI's taxonomy places the organism in Eukaryota, Dinophyceae, Syndiniales, Amoebophryaceae. The record is from the annotation of a GenBank genome assembly.